Molecule: messenger RNA, 11499 nt
Organism: Saprolegnia parasitica CBS 223.65
Lineage: Eukaryota; Oomycota; Saprolegniomycetes; Saprolegniales; Saprolegniaceae
Exons: 8
Coding region: 1-11499 (3832 amino acids)
Molecular function (GO): protein binding; ubiquitin-protein transferase activity
Source: RefSeq, a predicted model, not a curated record
AUGGGCCAAGUACACGCGACAGGCGGCGACGGCGAGAAGGCGCGACGCCUGGACGCGCGCUGGGGCCGCGUGACGCUCGAGCAGCUCGGCGACGAGACCUUCCUCACCAAGCAGUAUCGGCGGUCGGGCUUUGCCGCGACGUACAACCAGUACCAGCGCCAUCGCAUGACUCUGCUUUUGGCCAAGCCCGACGACGACACCGACGCCGAGACAAACGAGCGAGACGAGAUGGCGCUGGGCGACGCCGUCAUGGCCGUCGUGGACACGGACCCGACGCUCCUCGCCCAGUUUAGCAUCCACCGCCUCCGCGACAUCCUCGUGCGAAGCUGCGAGGUCGUCGAUCCCUUCGUGACCAAGCUCGAGCUGCAAAAGUUCAUUCUGCGCUGUGCGCACGAAGCGCUCGCGUCGCAUGCCGCCCCUCGCGCCGAGACGACCAAGGAGACCAAUGCGGCCGCUUCCAGUAGCGCCAAGGCCCGGAGUAGUGUGCCUCACGACGCUCUCCUCGGUGUCCACGUCUUCCUCUCGCUCGUCGCCAGCCUCCACGAGCCCGACAUGCGCGAGGCCCGCGCCCAGCUCCUCCUGGACAUGGUGCCACUGGUGCAAAAGUUGUCGCCCCUCGCCCUCGCGCCGACACCACCCGGGAAAGGCCGCGUUCGCACCGAGUCGCCCGACGCCCUUCUCGUCAUUGACCGUCUCCAGCGCUUCCUCCUCGACAUGUGUGCCGAGGCGAGCGACGUGAGCAGCGUCGCGAUGCAAUUGCUGUUGCAACUCGCCAUCGCGCGGGGCUCCGUGAGCACCUUCUUGCUUGCGAUCCGUGUCUUGCUGUGCGCGACGGACGCCGCCAGCGACGUCAAGAAGGUCGAGUUGCUACCGGACGAGAGCGUGCUCGACGACGAGCUUGGGGCCAUCGAUAUGAAAGCGCUCCGAAAGCUGCCGCGCGUCGGCCCGCUCCUCCGGGACGCGGACGAGAUUAAGGCCAAGAGCGUGAGCCCCGUGCACCCGGUCUCGGGGCCCACGUCGUCGAGCCCGAGUCCCAAGAAGAACAACGUCCGCGACAAGCCGGUGAAAGCCGACUCGCUCGACAUCGAGGCGAUCGUGUCGGUACUGCGCGCCGCGACGCCGCGCGAGUUGACCGACGCCGGCGUCGCGAUUGACGACGAGGACGAGCGCGAGGUAUGGAGCUGCGGCCAAAACUCGUACGGCGAGCUCUCCCACGGCGACACCAACCCGCGAAGAGCGUUCGAGCGCGUGGAGGCGCUGCAAGGCAAAGGCAUCGUGCAAGUCUGCGCGGGUAACGAGCACACGGUCGCCUUGAGCAGCGACGGCACCGUGUUCACCUGCGGCUACAACGACAACGGACAGUGCGGCCAGGGCACGACGACGCGCGUCGCCGCCGUGACGGCCAUCACCAAACUCGACGUUGGUUUCGAGCACGGCGUGAGUCAGAUCCACGCGUACAACGGAUGCGAACACACGGUGAUCGUCAACACCGAGGGCGCGGCCGCUGCGUUUGGGUACAACUACCGCGGCCAGCUCGGCCUUGGGUCCACGACGAGCGAGAGCGUGCCCAAGGUGCUGCGAGGCUUGGACCCGACAAAACGCGUCAAGCUCGUCUCCUGCAGCUACUACCACACGCUCCUCAGCGUCGACGGUGAUGCCGUGUACGCCUUUGGACGCAACGACUAUGGGCAGCUCGGGCACAACGAUACGAUGGACCGCCGGUCGCCGGCGCUCGUCGACGCGCUCGCAAACGUCCCGCUAAGCUCGGUCGCGUGCGGGCAGUACCACACCAUGGUCGUCACGACGUCCGGUGUGAUCCUCGCCUUUGGGAAGAACGACUACGGCCAACUCGGUGUCGACGGCAUCGAGAACCAGCUGGUGCCGAUGGUGGUCAAGAGCGGCCUCGAGCGCUUCGUGUGCACGGAGCUCGGCAUCGGCGAGGCCGCCAACGCGCAGCAGCGGAUCGCGGUUCCGACGCUCGUGCCCGACCUCGAGGGCAAGGACAUCGUCCGCAUCGCCUGCGGCUGCUACCACACGCUCGCGGUGGCCGACAACGGCAUGAUGUACGCGUUUGGCCGCAACAACCAUGGGCAACUCGGGACCGGCGACACGAGCGAGCGACUCGUGCCAACCCCUGUCGACGCCUUUGUGGGCAAGCGCAUCGCGAUGGUGGCGGCUGGCUUUUACCACACGGUUGUGCUCACAGGUGGUCGAGAUGCAACCGAGAUACCGCCAACGGAAUCGACGCUCGAGACAACCGACAACAGCGCAUUCACACCCGAGGCGGUGCUGGCCGACAUGGCGGCGUUCGUCGCGCCGGGGAAGCCGAAACCAACGCCGCGCACCGCGUCGCAGCCCCUUCGCGUUCUCGUGGACCCGUCGUUUGACAUCGAUCCCGAAGACGAAGAGGCCGAGGCGUCGCUCGUCGCGCCCGAGGGUCCACCGCCGACGGCCGCGUUCGGCCACGUGCAAACUGCCGUGUGCCUCCUCGCCCACCUGGAUCGACUCUCGCGCGCGUUUGUGCCACGGCGACAGUUGUACCCCUCGCUCGCGGGACCAAAACCAAAGGAAGGCGCGGCGGGGCGCUUUGAAACCUACUGCGUCGACGUCCAUAGCUCGACGUUUCUCGCGGUUGCCGACAUCAUCACGCGCGGGUGUUCCGGGCGCGACGGCGAGGCAGCGCAGACCCAGGUCUACAUCCUGCUGGCGUCGCUUCGGGUGCUGCAAGCCAACGUGACGCAGCUCGUGCGCUGCGGGCUCGGGAAGCGCGUCGUCGCGGCGCAACCUCCCGUCGAGAAGGAACCCGAAGUAGACGCCCUCCGAAGCGCGCUACACCGCGUGCACGUGGUGCUGGUUUCGCUCAUCGAUGUGCCAAAAGGCUUGCGCGACGGCGACAACCACGCGGGCGUCGUCGACGGCAAGAACCAGCUCGUGACGGCCGCCGUUGAAACCUUGCUCAUCGGCUUCGAGCUCUUCUACCCGUGCCAGUGCACGCAGACGUCGGUGAUCUUUUCGGUUCUAAAAGACAUGGCGCCGGCCCUUGUGGCUACUGGGUGUGCGUGUGGUGCCGGAGCGCCGCCUCCGAUCCCACGCAACCGCAAGGUCGUGCUCGAGCCACUCCUCCGGCGCAUGGCCGACGACGCGAUCCUCGCGCAGUUCAUACCGCAGUCGCCGGAAACGGGGACAGAGAGCUUGGAAAGUCUGGCCAACGUCGUCAUCGAACGAAUUGGGCUGCAGACAAUGGCGCUCCUUGCCACGUCGGAGAAGGACGAGCUUCGCAGCGCCGACGCUGCCUUCCGCCCGUACGUGGUGCUUCUGAACGCCAUGCAGAAGCAGCUCGCGAGCUGGGCCGCCAGCGUCGAGUCGUGGACGCGGCCAACCUCCGACAUGCCCGUGCUCGACAGCGUGUUUUGCCUGACGCCGGACGCCGCCGGAGGUCUUCCCCGCGCCUGGCGCUGCUACGUUGAGUUUAGCACCACGGUCUUUGCCCACUGUACGACGGCCAUCAAAACCGUGAGCGUCCAGACCAAGGUGCGCGGCGACGUCCUCGACCUCCUCCGCGUCUCGAUGGUCGGCACCGUCUUGCCGGCGCUCGCCACCACGCUCUUACUCCUCUCGGACCGACCUCUCUUUGCCAUUGCGCUACUGACACCGCUCCUGGACCUUCUCCGCCUCGUCGAUGGGUUGAACGCCCGCGUCGCUGCGGUGCGCGAGUCCGAGCGCCACUACAUGGAGGCGCUUUGGCUGUACCAGCAGCCGCAGCCGCUGGCGACGGCGUCGUUGGACCUCGUGCACAACUUGCAUUGGCUGCUCGCGCUCGAGAAGCUCCUCGCGCAGGUGGCGAGUACGAUGACGCACACGCUCUUGAUCGGCGACAGCGCGGCGACGACGCCGACGUUGGCCGACACGACCCUCGCGUGGCUGAGAAGCCCCCUCUUUGCCGACGGGUUCGAGUCGCACGUGUUCGCUACGCUCGCCGAGCACGGACGGGCGGUGCGCCACGCACCGAUGGCCGCUUCGACGAUGACACUGCCGCUGCCGCCACCGGGCGUCUGUGAUCGGCUCCGACUGCUGGUUCAGAUGCAAGACGGCGAGCACGAGCGACCGAGAGCGUUCUGCGCGUGGAUACGAGCCGCGUACUCCCGCAUCGACGCGAGCUACCGUUUCCUCCUCAAAGCGUCCCACGCCCUUGACGAGCGGCUCGAAAAUGCCUUCUUCGCACUCUGGGCGGCGCGGUUGGAAUUGGCGGCCGCGCCCCCGCGACGCCUCCUCGACCAGUGGCACUUUGUGGCCGACCUCUCGCGCGGAUUCGCCCAGCUCAAGAACGCGCUGCUCAACCAGGAGGGAGUAUCGUCGCUCGAUGGCGUUACGAGCCUUCGAAGUCGCUUGCUGACAGCAACGCAGUUUCCGUUUACUCUGGCAAGCGACGCCGACGACGACGCGACCGUCGUAAUCAUGCCGUGGGACCCACCGACGACGACGACAACGACGUCCGAGACAGCUUUUUUGGCCCGGCACCCGCAGUCGCGCUGGCGCCGGGUUCGCUCGUUGUUGCACACGAUCGUCCGUUGGAAACAACUGCUUCGUCCACGAGGCGACGGCGUCGGAAAGGCUGCGAUUCGGUUUUUGCUCUCGGACGUCGACCUCUGCGGCCUGCAGCGCGCUCUCUUCGACCGGUGUCGUCGCGCGGCCUACCGAGCGCGGGGCAUCGACGCCGUCGCAACGCUGCUAUCGCACAUCACACUGCAAAGCAUCAUUGUCGACGUCUAUGCGACCGUCGGGCGCAGUCUCCGCGGGCCCCUCCACGGCCGCAUCCUCGUCUGCCUUGAAGGUGUCGGUGCAUUCUACGAGGGCCUCGUGCGCGCAGCGUUUGGGCAGCUCCUCUCGCGCAUCACGUCGGCGCUAUCGAGCCACUCGUUUGAGGACGACCACGUGUUUCGAACGCCUCUGCUGCUGGCGCUACUGCAGUGCUGGACGAUCGCGAUUGAGCCGACGGCGUACGACCUCGUGGCGCAUCUCGAGCUCGUGCCGACGCUGCAUCGACUUCGGCGCGCGGCGACGGCAGCGCAGAAGCUCGCCAAACCUGACGUCCUCUGCCUUCUUCGCAAAAGCGACGACGCGCUCUGGGCAGCGAUGCGGUAUGUCUUCGCCUCGUUUGCGGCCCGGGCGACUGACCACGGAGUGCUUCAAACGCCCAAGCGCCCACUUCUCGCGCGCUGCUUUCAUGUGCUCCAGAAGGAAGCCGAGUUGAGCUUGGCCACGAUGGUUCCGGCGUUCAAACCGGAGAACGACCUCGUCGUCGUUGUGGCUGCCGCCGACGACGACAAGGUGGUCAAGCGAAGCCAUGACUUGAUCACGUUGCCGGUCCAGUUUGGCGGCCUCGAACAUGGCGUUGCCACCGACUUGACACCGCUCUUGCCGAUGGUGCCCGACUGCAACGACUUUAGUGCGACGUUUUGGAUCUUUGUUGACGGUGCCAAAGCCAGCGCGGUCGCCAAGCAGUUUGUGUUUGCGCGCACGAACCGACGAGACGUUGCUCCGUACUGCGUGCUGUACGAAGCCAACGACGGCGACGACGACGGCAGCGAGUAUGUGGUCGAAAUCGGUGUCGUCGCCGGCGACAGCCAUGACCGCCUCCAAGCCAUCGAGACGGCGUCGUCCAAAACGCCGCUCCUGCCCAAUCAGUGGUACCACGUCGGUAUCGUGCUCGAAGGCCCAAAGCUGCGGCUCUUCAUCAAUGGUGCGCUGGAGAUCCAAAAGGUGCUCUCGUCGGCGGUAUCGCUCGUCGGCGCCGGCAGCGUCUGCGUUGGCAAAGCAACGUCGUCCGUCGCCGACAUGCUGAGCGUCCACACGGGGCUGCAAGGCACGCUGGCGCAGGUGCGCGUACACAGCCGGGCGCUCUCGGGCAUUCAUCUGCACAUUCUAUUCGACCAAGGCCCGCCGCCUCUGUACACGGAGACGGACCACGGGUGCUAUCAGAUCGGAGCGUUGCUUCAGCUCUUGGCGCAGAGCAGCGAAGGCGCCGUCGAGCUUCUCACGCCGCGCUGGCUGCGCGUCGUGCUGUGGAUGCUUCGCGGCGGGACCUACCGCGUCCAGCAGCAGGCGCUGCGCCUCUUUGCAAAGCUUCUGCCGCGCGUGCCACCAGUGUCCUUGCCGCUCGACCAGUUCUUUGUCGCCGACGGCGGGGCACUCGUGCCGUACUUUUUGCGCAUCGUCGGGUUUGGCCUCUGGCGCUUCCAUGCUGUGCCCGGCGCCGGCACCAAGCUCGGCGUUGACUUUCCGCUCAACCUCGCCGCGCAUUCGCUGAGCUUCCUCGAGUACACCGGCGACAACUGCUUGACGACCGAGACAGAGCGCAGUCAGCAUCUGGCCAUGGAAACGUGCCGCCUCCUCACGACGCUCGCCGCCGACGUCAAGUGGGCGGAUGCCGUUGCCGAGCAUCUCGCGUCGGCGCUGGAUGUUAUGAUGCGCCGGAGCCGCGAGCCCGCGGCUGCCGGCGUCACGGUUGUCGGGAAAGCGCGUCUCGCGGCCGACGCCCUCGACAUCGCCGCGGGUCUCGGCGCGCUCGCUGUGCUUGGUGGCGCCAUUGACACGGUGCGCAUCGGCGCCGUCAUGGAGCUCAGCCACGGACGGGACCUCGGAACCGUCGUCGCGUUCGACCCCUCCCAGACGUUUGCCCAGCUUGUGCUGCAGAAGAUUGCAACGGUCACCGACCCCGUGACGACGCAUGCGUCCUGGAGCGCCAGUGUCCACGCGGCACCCUUGAAUAUGGACACGUGGAAGAUCCUGCGCCUCAACAUCGACGAGCUCGCGGUCGCGUCGCCUGACACCGAGCUAUCGGCGCCGUUGCGCGCACUCCUGCUCCACGUGGCAUCGUCCAUAUUCAACGACGGCUCGAGCACGUCGUUGUGGCGUCAGAGCCACGCGCGUGCGCUCAAGGCCUUGGCCGUGGCCGUGCGGUUCCCAGAGACGGCAGCCGAGCUUCUGCGGGCGCACCCGUCGCUCUUCCAGAGCCUAUUGAGUCUAGCGGUUCAGAGCGACGGGUCCUCGGUGUUUAUUACACUGGCCGAGGCCGAGCUCAAAGCUGUGUUGCUGCGACGACGGCAGUAUGAGCUCUCGGCGGCGGCGGUCGAGUCGACGACGAUAGCGACGGCCCGACGAGCGGACACGUCCCGCGACCGGCCACCGACAGUCGUCGGGAAAGGGUCGGAAGAUGGCCUUGGCGACGACGAAGCAGACGACGAGGACGACGAAGACGACGAGCGCAACGUAGAGGACGACGAAGAAGAGGACGAAGAUGAGGACGACGAGGAGGAGGACGAUCCCGACGUCCGCACCGAGCUUGUGGAGGAGCUCUCACUUAUGGGGUUUCCAGAAGAUUGGUGCGUCAUGGCGCUCAAGCACACGAGCAACGACAUCCUCUCGGCGUCGGCCCGCCAAGGACAAGGAAGACCGGGAAAAGACGCGCAAUUGGACAUGAACGAAGAGGAGGACGACGUGGGGUCGCCUGACGCGUCAUCAUCGUCGUCGUCCAGUGCAGUCGUCUCGUCAACGCUUCUCGAUGACGCGUUUGCGGACAAGGAGACGGGCCGCAAGGUGUUUGGUGAAAUCUACUUUCCGUUUGAAGAAGGCGGGUUCCUCUCCAACUGUAGCCACCUUUUUCUCGACGCCAAGCUCGGGAAUGCGUCACCGCCCCUCAACACCCUCGAGAGCAUUCUGCGCUUCCAGCAAGAGCUCCGCGCGUGGAGCACCACCGACGUGCUUGUCGCGGCCGCGACCGCCGAGGCGUCGCUGAGCAUCCUCUACGCGCGCCAGAUUGUGGCCACCGCGCUCUCCCAUGUCGCAUGGCUACCGACGAGCGACCUUGGGAUUCUGCUUCGCUUCUCCAAGACCGUUCUGUUUCGAGGACCGCAGGUCGUCUUGCGGCAGGUGGACGCCGGUGUACGCUCAACGUUUGCGCCGGACCGCGUCGUCGCCGGGCUUGUCACUGACGCCCUGCAACGGCAUCCAGCGACGUUUGGCGCGCUGCUGUGCGACGCGAUAGCGACGGAGCUCCUUCGCGCCUCCGAAGUUCGUUUUGAAGGAUACCUCUGGACGCAGCGAGACGUGCACCUCGGCGACGUCGCUGCCUUGCACGAGCCCAGCAUCGAGUUUGCGGCGUGGCUCCUCGACCGUCUCUUUGCGCAGCCGACGCGUUUUCAGGCCUAUUUGGAGACGACACCGUCGCCGGCCGACACGUUGCAGACAUUGGUGCGGCGUCUCCUGCCGUGCUUGGCGAGCUCCAACUUGGCACUCAAGCUCGUCGUGUUCCGAUGUCUCACACUCUUGCUUGGCCACACGUCGUUUCCAGACGGCGCUGUGAAAGCGGCGCUCUGUGCAGCACCGCCUCUGCACGUCGACUGCCUCCUCCUCGCGGCCCGACGCCGGCAUUUGCGCGAAAUUGCGCAGAACCGGCUGUACUUUUCGCCGUAUUUACAAGGCCUCUUGGAGCUUAUUCGCGUCGUGCAGCCGCUCAGUGCUGGGUCACCCUUGUGCCUGCAGCUGGUCGCUGCCACGGAGACGUCCGUGACCGUCGCGUGGCCAUCGGUGCUCGACGAUUCCGACUCGUUUGUGGUUGAAGCCAUCGACGCCGACGGCAACUACACCGAAUGGUACUCGGGCCAAGACCUCCAGUACACGCGCGUCGGCUUGCGUCCGCAGACGUCGUACGGUUGCCGACUGCGCCGCGGUGGUGCGUCGGCCAACACGGUCGUCGCCACCAAGCCGGCGCGUGACACGACCGCCGAGUCGGUGCCGUUUACGCUGGACAAGAAAAAGUGCCGGAGCAGCGCGCUCACGUUCGGAGACGACGGGCUCGGCGUCGCGUACAGCGGCAACGAGGCGUGGCGCAUGGUGCUCGGCUCGGAAGGAUUUGUCGUCGGACGGCACAAGUGGCAGAUCAAGAUCGACAAGUCGUCGUCUGCCUACCUCUUCCUCGGUGUUGCGUCCAAGCGCGCGAACCUCGAGUCCUUCCUCGGGGCGGACGAGCACAGCUGGGGCUUCAUCGGGGACGGCGCGCUCUACUACCAGCGCAACCGCCUCAAGACGUACGGCGACACGUUCGGCGAAGGCGACGUCAUCGGGCUGGACCUCGACUGCGACCUCGGGACGCUCUCGUACUCGAAGAACGGCGUCGACCUCGGUGUCGCAUUUGACAAUGUCGUUGGCGAGCUCUUUCCCGCCGUCGCGUUCUACUCGCGCCACCAAAAGAUCUCGCUCGUCGCCAACGGGUUCGAGUGCAGCGUCGGCCUGACACUCCACGGCUCCCCGAAGGAUGCGACAAUCGACGAGUACCUUGACGUCUGCGCGCUCAUGGACUGCAUGCAGCAGAGUGCUGCGCUGCCGCCGCCUCUUCUGCUGCGGGCGUACGACGCCUACACGCAGUGGUGCAACGAGACACGCGCUCGGUGCAUGACGCGCGCCGGCUACGACCUGCUCUUUGACGUCUCGGACGCCACGUGCGCUCCGUUCGGUUUCAAGGCGCACGACCGAGUCAAGACACCACGAGGCAACGGCACGGUCGUCGGGGUAGCGGAUGGUCGGCUCUGGAUCGAGACCGAGGCCGAGGCGGGCUGCUGGUUCUACCACCCGAGCAAGGUGCGCCCGCGUCAAAUCAACGUGCAGUCGGCGAGUGACCCGCCGUCGAUAACGGUUGCCAAGGCGCAGCCCGCCAUCAGCCUCGAUGCGUUUGCAUCCUGCGCCGACUGCCACCACUGGAGUGUGGCCAAAGACGCAGCGCUGAUUGCGACGCUGAACGGCGUCUGCGGUCUCGGUGGCCCGAGCCCUUGGAACAUGUCGGUGGAGAAGGUUACCGAUGUGUUUCGAGGCGAGGCCACGUCCGAGGCGGAGCUAAGGCGCAUCGUCUGCCGCGUCGCGCUGCUCAAGCUCUUCAACCACGACAUCUCUCGCACGAUCGGGUUUUUUGACUUGAGCUGGCACUACUUUGGGCCGCGCCAGAGCUUCCAGAACGCGUCGCUGCUCGCCGCAACCAAAGGCAGUCUCUUUGUCUCGCUCAAACUGGCGCUGCUCGACACGCUCCUCGAGAAGACGCUGACGCACCCGAAGAAAGCCGAAGACGACUACGACUACCCUGAAGACCUCCCGCAGCUGGUGGUCAACCGCCCGAAAGCGGCGGUAGCACAUUUCAAAUCCGACCUCGAGACGCUGGUCGGCCAGAGUCUGUUUGGUCAAGCGUUCGACGAGCUCCACUUUCUCGACAACAAAGUGCUGCGCAUGGUGUACUCGCAUCCGAUGGACGACGGCCAGCUGCGCACGUUCAAAGUGAAAUUCGAAGGCGAAGGCGCCGACGACUAUGGUGGACCGUACCGCGAGUUCUUCUCCCAGUUUGUCUCGGAGCUCCAGUCCAUCAAACCCGACUCGGCCGACUCGACCGAUGGACUCCAAUGCAUCCUUCCGUUCCUGAUGCCGUGUCCCAACUGGCGCAAUGGCGUUGGCUCGCACCGCGAGCGCUUCGUCUUGAACCCGUCCCUGCUUCGCUACGAUGCCAAGUGGAACAAGGGCUCGACGACGCACCCCGUCGACAACACGACGCUCUUCGCGGAAAUGUACCAUUUUCUCGGGCAAAUUCUGGGCAUCAUCCUCCGCACCAAAGUGCUCGUGCGUAUCGACUUUGCCACCAGCAUCUGGAAACGGCUCGUGGGGUCGCCCGUCGACGCGUCCGACCUCGCCGCCAUCGACGCGCCUGCGUAUGCGCUUCUCGAGCAGCUCAAGGCGCUUCUGGCGCAGCAUGCGAUCGAGCCCGAGGUCGCCGAGGCGACGCUCGACGCGCUGGACCUGACAUUCACAACCAACCUCUCGGACGGUUCCAUGGUCAACCUCACACCCGACGGCGGUGACCGACAAGUCACGUGGGCGAACCUGCCCGAGUACAUGGAACGCGUCCUCGAGACACGUCUGCACGAGAGUGACCGCGCGAUCGACGCGAUCAAGCAAGGCUUGUGCACGAUCGUACCAGCCAACGCCGUCGCACUCUUCUCGCCCGACGAGCUCGAGGUGCGCAUCUGCGGCCGCGCCGAGAUUGACGUCGAUUUGCUCAUGGCGCACACCGAGUACGACGAAGACGUGAGCGCGGACGACGCGUUCGUGCAGCGCUUCUGGCGCGUGCUCCACGGGUUUAGCCAGGACGAUCGAUGCGCCUUCCUCCGCUUCGUCUCGGCGCGGUCGCGACUGCCCAUGGACCAGCACGGGUUCACGCAAAAGUUCAAGAUCCAGGCGGCGUCGGGCGAGGGCAUGACGCAGAACCCGGACGACUCGCUGCCCAAGUCCCACACGUGCUUUUUUGCGCUGCUUCUGCCCAAGUACUCGACCGACGACGUGUGCCGCAAGCAGUUUCUGUACGCGAUCCACAACUGCCUCGAGAUGGACGGCGACUUCCGCCUCGCCGACACGGAGAUGACGGGCUGGAACGACGUGCAUCCGAACGACGCGCUGCGCAUUUGA